Messenger RNA from Verruconis gallopava, 1477 nucleotides. RefSeq lists its product as uncharacterized. The record is from RefSeq and is a predicted model, not a curated record. The coding region runs from base 176 to 637 and encodes 153 amino acids. NCBI's taxonomy places the organism in Eukaryota, Fungi, Ascomycota, Dothideomycetes, Venturiales, Sympoventuriaceae. The transcript has a single exon.
CCAAUCAAAGGCGUCCAACACCCAUCCCAGCCAGACACGCGACCGGCCCAUCUCUCGCUCUCUGUCGCGCUCCCGCUCCCCCAACGUCCUGCCUCGUGCAGGGCAGACCGACUGCAAGCGUCUGCCCGGCUCGUUCCCUGUCGUCUAAGAGGAGAGAGCGGUAUACAACGUACAAAUGCAAUCGCGAAAGAGGGUCGAACCACGGCCGGGAGACAGAGGAAGAGCACGCGGCAAAACGGCUGCAAGCCAGAAACGAGAAUUGGCCACGCGAGCCAGAACCUCGACGCGCCUCGCCAAGACCGCUCAUAUUGUCCCGAGCUGCUGCUCAUCUUUUCCCGCGGGUCUCAAUAAAUCGUCCUAUAGUUCGGACACGCCAUUCUUUGUUCUUGCGCCGCUUUCCCGCCACGGGAUCCCUCCCGCCGCCGUUGGCGUCCGUUCCACCUGCGGCAGUCAUGUGAUGAACGGGACGGGGACGAGGACGAGGACGAGGACGAGGAGCGGUGGGAACGGGAACGGACACAUCACGCAAGACGAGAGGAUGAACGAGGUCAACCCGAUCUACGCUAGCGGCGGAGGGGCAUCACCGAAUGAGACGGGAAUGCUGCACUCCAUUGGCGCCCAGUACGGAGUAGAUUGAGCGCCGUUUCUAUUUUUUUCCCCCCCCUCUUCCUUUCCUCUCGAAUACCCACGCCUUCUCGCCAGUCACGUUCUUCUCCCGGCCGCCAAACGUUCGCGCUUCUCACCAAUGGCGCAGCGCUGGUGACUCGUUUCGGGGAUUGGUGAUGAGCAGCCAUGUACAUACAGAGCAAGUUUGACAGCGAAACACUCCCACCCCGUCCAGAAUGUAGCCCCGAAGCGCACCAGGCAACGCCAGCAAAUCCCUGUCUCCAUAUUAGCCAGGCCCGCUUAGCCAACAAACCCAAAAAGACGCUCGUCCCAACGGGUUGACGAGUGGAUCGACGACGACGACAAAAGAGAAUAAAAAAAAAAGGGGACCCCUCCGCCAACGAACGAACAGGAAAUAAGAAACAAGCCACGGCGUCCGAGCUCGUCGCGGCCGGUUUCGCGCUGCCAAAAUGCGCAGAAUUGAGAACGAAAGCGGAGGGAGGAAAACAAUGGGAAACUACCGUGGUACUUGCCACUAUACGACUAGGACUACUUCUGCUGCUUGGCUGCGUGCCAGCGUCGUUUCAACCCUGUGGAUCAUCUCGAUUCGAUCCUGUCCCUGCCCUUGGCCCUCCCUGCAUCUCCUCUCUCUCUCUCGCUCCUAGGAAAGAAUCGCAUAUGAAAAAGAAGACACCAAACCAAGAAAAGAGUUCGAAAGAAAAUUAAAAAAAAAAAUAAAAUAAAAUAAAAUAAAACUCCAAUCCCAAAAAAAUGAAUAAAUAAAUAACCUCGAAAAAGAAAAAGAAAUGUCCCAAAAGACAAAACUCGCCCUCGUUAAGAUUUCAUUCAAUUAAUUACCUGCAUGGAGCGC